Ilex paraguariensis (yerba mate) is the source of this 1696-nucleotide messenger RNA. The record is from the annotation of a GenBank genome assembly. NCBI's taxonomy places the organism in Eukaryota, Viridiplantae, Streptophyta, Magnoliopsida, Aquifoliales, Aquifoliaceae.
ACGUGAUUGGUUCCCUGAGUCCGCCUCUUUUUUCAUUUGGGCCCCAGAACUUUGCCGAAUUUUUGUUUCAACCGCCAUACCCCUGCAACUCUUCGAGGGCUGAGGGGUCCCGAACACCCUAACCCCUAAUCUUCCCCAAUCAGAGAUCUCACCAUUUUUUUUCCCUUAUUGUUUAUCGGUCGCCACAUACAUUUUCGUUUUCGCUCUGAUUGAUAAUCUUUAACCCUGAACAAAGCUGCCAAACAGUCAUCAAUGGAAGAAGGUAAAACUGCUGUUAAUCAAGAAACCCUAGAAGUUGUUGAUACACCCAGGGAAGAUUUUGGGAAGAUGCUUUAUGGAUGCGAACAUUACCGUAGACGGUGUAAACUCCUAGCCCCAUGCUGCAAUCAGAUUUUUACCUGCCGCCAUUGUCACAACGAGGCCACGAGCGCUCUGAGUAACCCCCACGAACUUGUGCGCCAAGAUGUCAAGCAAGUUAUUUGUGCAGUUUGUGAUACUGAGCAGCAGGCUGCUCAUGUCUGUUCAAAAUGCGGUGUCAAAAUGGGGGAAUAUUUCUGCAAGACUUGCAAGUUCUACGAUGAUGAUACAAAGAAGAAGCAGUUUCAUUGUGAUAAUUGUGGGAUUUGUAGAGUUGGUGGUCGAGAGAACUUCGAUCACUGCCAGAAGUGUGGAUCUUGCUAUUCAGUGAAUCUGCGUGAUAAUCACUUAUGCGUUGAAAAUUCUAUGAAGAACCACUGCCCCAUCUGUUAUGAGUUUCUUUUUGAUUCGGUCAAGAGCACUACAAUUAUGAAGUGUGGACACACAAUGCAUCUGGAAUGCUGUUCUGAGAUGAUUAAACAAAAUCAGUAUCGCUGUCCGAUCUGCUCCAAGUCCGCGUUCAACAUGUCAACCACCUGGGAAAGAUUAGAUCUGGAGAUUGAAGCUACUGCCAUGCCCGAGGAAUACCAUUAUGAGGUUCCAAUUCUCUGCAAUGAUUGCAACAUUACUAGCAAAGCAUUCUUUCACAUUUUUGGCCACAAGUGCAGCCACUGUAAAUCAUACAACACCCGGGUGAUUGCACCAGCAGAUAAUCAUCCUGACCAUGGGAAUGAAUCUGGAUAGUUUGAUGAAAUGACAAUGAUGCCACAUUGUAUCCUCCCUAAUUUGUUAUAGUACAUUUUGUUCCAGCAUAUGGGUCAUUUCCAUUUUACACACUAGAAAAUGUAUUGUGUAUUGAAAUAGUUUCUGCAGGUUUCUCCUUUCAGCUAGUCUCGUAGAAUUAGUUCAUGCUUCAAUUUUGUUUCAUUGAGAUUCAAAUGUCAUCAGACACGCUGCGCUGCGCUGGUGGGUUGAUUGUGAGGUGUGGUGUUGACUGUUCAUCCACUAACAGCAGCACAGUGAUGGGUUUUUCUUUUUGCUUAAUUUUUUUUUUCCCCGGUGGUUGAACCUAUUUUUAAGGCCUGCCCUGUGAGCCUUGACAGGUGAUUCUAAGAAGAUACCUAGUUUGGCAUUUUCUGUGGCCAUUGGUCUUUUACAUUACAAGUGAUAACCAUUCCAUUUUACAGCAGUUGAUUAACUGAAACAGAUUCUUUGGUGCACUGAUGAUGCCAAUACUUUUUGUGAGGAUCCGACCUCUAGGGUCCCCCAUGGAUUAAAUUUAGCAUUACCAUCUUUUAUAGGUUGGACAAAAUAGAUCAACCAUAUGGAAAGCAUUUAG